Penicillium canariense is the source of this 1344-nucleotide messenger RNA. Its product is annotated as type III PLP-dependent enzyme. The record is from RefSeq and is a predicted model, not a curated record. Gene Ontology annotation, molecular function: ornithine decarboxylase activity. The transcript has 2 exons. Gene Ontology annotation, cellular component: cytoplasm. Lineage: Eukaryota; Fungi; Ascomycota; Eurotiomycetes; Eurotiales; Aspergillaceae. Bases 1 to 1344 code for a protein of 447 amino acids.
AUGGCACCGACUGCGUGUGUGUCGCCUACUCAUGUACGCACCCUCAAAAACGACUUGAAUAGUCGUGACCUCGGUCAAAUCAGCAAACAUGGGGGCGAAUUGUUGCAAUCGGGGUUGACUGCGAAGGAAUUGGUGUUGGAUGUGUUGAAGAAGCGUGCCGCUGAGGUCGAUACCGACCGCUGCGAGCCGGGAGAGGAGGAUGCGUUUUAUGUGGCGGAUAUGGGGGAGGUCUACCGCCAGCACAUGCGCUGGAAGAUGAACUUGGGCCGUGUCAAGCCCUUCUAUGCUGUCAAGUGUAACCCGGACCCGGAGGUCCUGCGUCUCAUGGCCCAGCUCGGCAAUGGCUUCGACUGUGCGUCCAAGUCGGAGAUUGAUCUGGCUCUGCAGACCGGCAUUGAUCCCAGUCGGAUCAUCUAUGCGCAGCCCUGCAAGACUAAGUCCUACCUGCGCUACGCUUCGCAGGUUGGCGUCAAGCAGAUGACUUUCGACAACGCCGACGAGCUGUACAAGAUUAAGGCCCACUUCCCGGCUGCUGAGCUGUACUUGCGCAUCCUGACGGACGACUCAACCAGCCUGUGCCGGCUGAGCAUGAAGUUCGGUGCCUCCCUGGACGUGGCUCGGCAGUUGCUGGAACUCGCUCACCAGCUCGAGCUCAAGGUCGUCGGCGUGAGCUUCCACGUCGGGUCCGGUGCCGAGGACCCGCGCGCCUUCCUCAAGGCUGUCCAAGAUGCCCGUCUGGUGUUCGAUCAAGCGGCCGAGAUCGGCCACGAGCUGCAUACGCUCGACGUUGGCGGUGGUUUCUGCCAGGACACCUUCGAGAAAUUCUCGGGCAUCCUGAGCAACGCGCUGGAGUCCUACUUCCCGCCGCACAUCCGCAUCAUCGCCGAGCCCGGCCGAUACUACGUCGCCAGCGCCUUCACGCUCGCGGCCAACGUCAUCGCCCGUCGCGACGUGCCGGACCCGCUGGAUCCCUCGCGGGACGCGUACAUGCUCUACCUGAAUGACGGCGUGUAUGGCAAUUUCUCCAACAUCAUCUUCGACCACCAGCAUCCGGUCGCCAAGGUGCUGCUGUCUGCGGCUGAAGACUCGCAACCCGGCACGCCCAACUCGGCCGCUUCGGAGAACAACUCGUACUCGAUCUGGGGCCCCACCUGCGACGGCAUCGAUGUGAUUACCCAGCGCAUCGAUCUGCCGGGGCUCCUGAACACGGGGGACUGGCUGUACUUUGAGGAGAUGGGCGCAUACACCAAGUGCAGCGCCACUCGCUUCAAUGGCUUCUCGGAUAACCACGAGGUGAUCUACAUCUCCAGCGAGAGUGGUGCUUCGGCUCUGCUGAACUACUAG